AUGUUUGUUGUGAUGAUACUCUCUUAUUAUCUCCUGAGUAUUGCUGUUGCGUUUCUUCUUCCACCGUUGUCUCAAUGCUCCAACUCGGCUUCUAAUACCACGGAAAUCUCGUCUACCAUAUUUCCAGAAGAAGAAGAACCUUCCAACCUAUGUACAGAUAUUGGAACAAUUCCUGUGGAAGAUCAAUGUGUCUUUGCCAUUGACCAUUGUUUUCGUUAUAAGCUUGGUGUCGUGGACCACUUCAGAUUGUACUAUUGUGUCAGUCAAACGAAAAUCGUGAGGACAUUUGUGAUCUUACCACUCACUCUACUACUUCUUGUUGUAUUGUUCAUUUCGUUGGGUAUUGCAGCAGGUGACUUUCUAUGUCCCAACUUGAGUGCCAUAUCGAGCUUUCUUAGAAUUCCUGAUAACAUAUCAGGAAUGACCUUAUUGGCUUUAGGUAACGAUUCUCCAGAUAUAAUGAGCACUUACAGUUCUUUUAAGACAGAUGCUGCCUCUUUGGCAGUUGGUGAACUAGUUGGUGCCGCUUUUUUCGUUACUUGCUUCGUUGUUGGAAUUAUGUCUAUUAUUCAUCCUUUCACAUUAAUUCCAGAAAAUGGUGAUGCAGACGAUUCGGAAGCUGAUUAUGACGAUAUGUAUCACUUUGUUGUGACCAAUGCUAAAAUGGUGUAUUUUAGAGACAUAAUAUUCUUCAUGUUCACCGUAUUGCUUGUUUUAGCAUUUCUUAGCAGGGGAGUGUUAACUACUCCUAUGCUAAUGAUACUUGUCUUUUUACACAUUGUAUACACAGUGAUGAUUAUAUCAUGGCAGUUCGUAUCGUCUAAAAAGAAAAAAAGCAUUGAAACAACAAUUCGAAUCAGAAAUAUGUAUGAUGAUGACACUCCACUUCGCUUUAGUGGUGAAGAAGGUGUAGAAUUGGACAAUGAAUAUACAUUCAACCCUGCCAUUCUCAAUAAUUUUGAAUUCUAUUCAAUAUUGAACAACCUCACCAAGAACAGUGCCGUAAAAUUCAAACUUUCCAAUAUUCCUAGAUAUUCGGACUCUCCUGGAGACUAUGAAACUCGUUCAGUUAAUGCCGCCAUUGAUUUAGGUACUGCAGCUAACGAUGAAUCGUCUUCAGAGACUUCAUCCAGACAAGAUCAUGUGCAACAGCAAAAUGAUCAAAAUGAUGAAUUUGAAGAUGGCUUUCUGAAAAGAACGCUCAACUUGAUUACAAAACCAAUUCUGUUACUCAUGACGUAUACCGUUCCUAGAAUGACCAUCGAUCAUUACAAUAUCGAGUACAAAUUCACAUUUAAAGAGCUAAAUAUGAUUGUCUCUGGUCACCAAUCAAACCUACUUAAGCUAGCUAUUUCUGUUCUAGGAUUUAUUACAGCCAUUUCAUGGAUUGGUAUAAUAGCAGACGAACUUAUCAGCGAUUUGAAGUUCAUUUCUGUGGUGAUGCAUCUUUCUGAAGCAAUCCUAGGAUUGACGAUAUUUGCAAUUGGCAAUUCCGUGGGUGACUUAAUCAGCGAUAUAGUGAUUGCCAAAUUAGGUUUUCCAUUAAUGGCUUUGGCAGCUUGCCUUGGUGGUCCAUUAAUGAAUAUGCUAUUGGGUAUUGGUAUGAGUGGUUUACUUGCGGGCAGUAAUAUUCAACUCUCUUUAAGUGUGAACUUAUACUUGAGUUGUUUCUUUGUUUUGAUCAAUCUAGUAUUCAUGAUGGCAAUUCACGCAACAAGGCCUGGUGCUAUGGGAACGAGGUACAGACGUAACAGGGUUCAACCGAAGUCUAUUGAUGAUCUCGGAUCCGGUGCCGGUAUUCAUCCCACCUUUAAGAAAAGAACAGUCCUUGCUGAUACUACCAAUAUACUGAAAAGGCCAUUUAUUGUUCCUUUCAAAAAUCGUUCGAGGGUCACAAGAGUUUGUCAUGGUAGGCAAAACGUUAGAAAAGCACGUCUAAAGGCCCCUAAAUCAUAUGCUGAAGAUGGUGGAGAAGAACUAAUUAUAAGCGAUCCUGGAUUCGAUGCCUAUGGCAAUGGAACUGUAGAGAAAAGAAAACAUGCUCUAUUACCCCGAAAUUUCAUUGGUACGAUGGAGCAGUCAAAACUGAAAUUGACAAAGAGAUUUGCGUUUCCCUUUAAAACGGGGAGGGAGAACGAAAUGAGAUACAGAUACAACAGACCACCUCCUCCACUAGGAAAUAGAAAGAAGGUGUUUUUCCCUCCAAAGCCGUUGCACGAUCCCAUGGCAGAGUAUGCAAUCGUUUUAUAUGAUCCUACAGUUGACAUAAUUCAAGGAAGGAAGGAUGAUCAGGAAGAGAACGCGUUACCUACACCGGAUCCUGCAGUGGAGGAAAGACCGGCCAGCUCAGGGAAGUACAAGAAAAGACCUCAAAAGACCAUAAACGAGAUGUUGGGAAUUAUUCCCGAUUCAGAUCCUACAAAGAACUUCCCUAAUGUACCUGUGGUUAUUGAUCCUAAAGUUGCCAAGGUUUUGAGGCCCCAUCAAAUCUCUGGUGUCAAGUUUCUUUAUCGAUGCACUGCUGGUUUAGUGGAUCCAAAGGCUAAGGGCUGUAUCAUGGCCGACGAAAUGGGUCUUGGAAAGACUUUACAAUGCAUCGCGCUCAUGUGGACGUUACUAAGACAAGGUCCUCGUGGUCGUAAAACCAUCAGUAAAUCUGUCAUUGCGUGCCCCUCCUCCUUGGUGACGAAUUGGGCCAAUGAAAUUGAUAAGUGGCUCGGUAAGGGAACUUUGAACUACUUAGCCAUGGACGGUAAAGGUUCCAAGGGUAGCAGCGUUGGCGAAGUGCUACAAACUUGGGCUGAUGCGAUGGGCCGUGCUGUUGUUAGGCCUGUUCUUAUCAUCAGCUAUGAAACCUUGAGAAGGAACGUUUCUCGUCUAGCAGAUUGUGAAAUCGGUCUUAUUCUCGCUGACGAGGGACAUAGGCUUAAGAAUGGAGACUCUUUGACCUUCAAUGCACUUAACUCUCUCAACUGUGAGCGUCGUGUCAUUCUAUCUGGUACUCCUAUUCAAAACGACUUAUCCGAAUACUUUUCUCUACUAUCAUUUGCCAAUCCAGGAUUAUUAGGAUCCAGAAACCAGUUCCGGAAAAGUUACGAGCUUGAUAUUUUGAGAGGUAGAGAUUCCUUUUCUACCGAUAAGGAACGUGCUAAAGGUGAUGACAAAUUACAGAAGCUUACUGAUGUUGUUUCAAGAUUUAUUAUUAGAAGAACAAAUGAUAUUCUCUCGAAGUACUUACCCGUGAAGUAUGAGUAUGUUAUUUUCUGCAACCUGUCCGAUUUCCAGAAAAAGUUGUAUAACCAUUUCAUCACUUCACCAGAGAUUAGAAAGUUGAUGAAGGGAUUGCAUUCACAGCCUUUGAAGGCUAUUGGCCUCCUCAAAAAGCUCUGUAAUCACCCCAAUUUGCUAAAGCUCCCAGAGGAUAUUGAAGGCUGUGAGGGUUUGAUUCCGGAGGAUUAUGAGGAACCAAAUACAUAUGGAAGAAAUGUAGAAAUACAAACUUGGCACAGCGGAAAAUUUGCAAUGCUGGAACGGUUCCUUUACAAGAUCAACAGAGAAACCGAUGAUAAGAUUGUGGUAAUCUCCAAUUAUACACAAACUUUGGAUUUGGUGGAAAAAUUAUGUCGCCAACAUCGGUUUGGUUCGUUGAGACUUGACGGAACUAUGAAUAUCAACAAACGUCAAAAGUUUGUAGAUCGUUUCAAUGAUCCAGAAGGGAGAGAAUUUGUUUUUCUCUUGAGUUCCAAAGCUGGUGGUUGUGGCAUUAACUUGAUUGGUGCCAACCGUCUUGUUUUAAUGGAUCCAGAUUGGAAUCCAGCCUCGGAUCAACAGGCUUUGGCCAGGAUUUGGAGAGAUGGCCAGAAAAAGCAUUGCUUCAUAUAUAGAUUCAUAUCCACUGGUACCAUAGAAGAGAAGAUUUAUCAAAGACAAUCUGCCAAGAUGCAGUUGUCGUCGUGCGUGGUGGAUUCGAACGACGAUGUGGAGAGGUUGUUUUCCAGAGACGCUUUGAAGAAGUUGUUUCAGUACAACAGAGAUACCACAUGUGAGACUCACGAGACUUUUAAGUGUAAGAGAUGCGAUCCUGCAACAUUCAAACAGAAGAUCAAGCCUUCUGCUAUGCUUUACGGUGAUGCUACCACUUGGAAUCACAUUAGUCAUGACUGUUUGGCGGAAAACGAGGAUUUCCUCAUUCAGAACGAAUCCCAAUACGACACGAUCAGUUACGCAUUCCAGUAUGUGUCCCACUAG
Brettanomyces nanus is the source of this 4248-nucleotide messenger RNA. RefSeq lists its product as uncharacterized. The transcript has 3 exons. NCBI's taxonomy places the organism in Eukaryota, Fungi, Ascomycota, Pichiomycetes, Pichiales, Pichiaceae. The record is from RefSeq and is a predicted model, not a curated record. Gene Ontology annotation, cellular component: membrane; nucleus. The coding region runs from base 1 to 4248 and encodes 1415 amino acids. Gene Ontology annotation, biological process: reciprocal meiotic recombination; transmembrane transport; double-strand break repair via synthesis-dependent strand annealing. Gene Ontology annotation, molecular function: ATP-dependent chromatin remodeler activity; ATP binding; DNA translocase activity.